Molecule: messenger RNA, 1947 nt
Organism: Python bivittatus (Burmese python)
Lineage: Eukaryota; Metazoa; Chordata; Lepidosauria; Squamata; Pythonidae
Source: RefSeq, a predicted model, not a curated record
CCCCGGGUGGGGAAAGAGGCAUGGUACAGAAACUUGACCAAAAACUUCCAGUCGCCAAUGAGUACUUACUGCUUUCCGGAGGGGUCCGAGAAGGAGUGGUGGAUCUUGAUCUCGAUGAACUGAACAUCUACGCUCGUGGCACUGACUAUGACAUGGACUUUACCCUCCUUGUGCCCGCACUGAAGCUCCAUGACCGGAACCAGCCUGUCACCCUGGACAUGCGCCACUCCGCCUUGUGUCACUCCUGGCUGAGCCUGCGGCUCUUUGAUGAAGGGACCAUCAGCAAGUGGAAGGACUGCUGCACCAUCGUGGACCAUCUCAACGGGGCUACCAACUACUUCUUCUCCCCCACCCGGGUGGCUGACUGGUUCCAUGAUUCCAUCAGCAUCGUCCUCUCGGAGAUUCAGAAGAAGCCCCAGCGGGGGAUGCCCAAAGUGGAGAAGGUGGAGAAGAACGGCACCCUCAUCUCCAUCAUCCUGGGGGUUGGCAGCAGCCGCAUGCUGUAUGACAUCGUGCCCGUGGUGUCCUUCAAAGGCUGGCCAGCCGUGGCCCAGAGCUGGCUGAUGGAGAACCACUUCUGGGACGGGAAGAUCACCGAGGAGGAAGUCAUCAGCGGCUUCUACCUCGUCCCUGCUUGCUCAUACAAAGGCAGGAAGGACAAUGAGUGGCGACUGUCCUUUGCGCGGAGCGAGGUGCAGCUGAAGAAGUGCAUUUCCAGCAGCCUCAUGCAAGCCUACCAGGCCUGCAAGGCCAUCAUCAUCAAGCUGCUCUCGCGCCCCAAGGCCAUCAGCCCCUACCACCUGCGCAGCAUGAUGCUCUGGGCCUGCGACCGACUGCCCGCCAGCUACCUGCUGCAGGAAGAUUACGCCGCCCACUUCCUCCUGGGCCUGAUCGACGACCUGCAGCACUGCCUGGUGAACAAGACGUGCCCCAACUACUUCAUCCCCCAAUGCAACAUGCUGGAGCAUCUCUCGGAGGAGACGGCCAUGCUCCACGCACGGAAGCUCUCCUCGGUGCGCUCCGAUCCCGCUGAACACCUCCAGAUGGCCAUCGAGCACGUCAAGGCUGCCAACCGGCUGACGCUGGAGCUCCAACGGAGGGGCAGUGCCACCAGCAUCCCUUCCCCCCAGUCGGAUGGAGGGGACCCCAACCAGCCUGACGACCGGCUCGCCAAAAAGCUGCAGCAGCUGGUGACUGAGAACCCGGGCAAGUCCAUUUCUGUCUUCAUUAAUCCAGACGAUGUCACACGGCCCCACUUCAGAAUCGACGACAAAUUCUUCUGAGACCCCGGCGACGGGCUCCUGCCCCACCUCAGACUUUGGGAAUCCUCUCGCUCACGCUCUCUCCAUCUGGGUCUGUUUCCUUUGUGAACAUAUCCAGCCUGGAACGGGCCUGCAGGUGGGGCUCUUGGGCUCGAUUUGCUGCUAUUCCUGUCUGGUUCAGAGGCCUUUUACGUUUUCCCGGACCAACUCGAACUGGGUGCAGUUCCUGGCUGCCUCCUUUGGCAAAAAUUCCUUUCUACCUUCAGCACAUCCACUUCUCUGAUGGGGUGGGCUGUCUCCCCCCCCCGACAUCCUCUUGGUAUGACGAGCUUUCCUGCCCCCAACUUCCCGUGCUUUCAGAGGGUGACUGUGAGAAACACCCAGUGGAAAGUUUGGCCGGCCGCCUGCUGCUCGCUUGGCUCGUUCGUCCCUUUGCUCUCCCAGAAAGACCAAAAUGACAUGCUAAGUGAUGACCCUGCAGACUUCUCCAAGUUGAGGGCGUUUUCCUCCCUCGAUCACCUUUUCUUGAAUGUAAUUGUUCAGAGUCCGAGCUGGAACAGAACAAAGGAUACGCUUUCUGCCAGUGGCUCCUGCAGCAUAAGAUCCAGGGACGUCAGGUCUUCGCUGUGUCCUCACUCAAAGCCUUAUUUCAAAGCGAUUAAAGGACAUCCGGACGGUCAAUGCG